UUUUCAUCUUGUCAUUACGAAUAUUGUAAAACCAGUGAUUUUGCGUGAGUAGUGAAAGUAGCCAAACAUCGACGCUAUGCCUUAAACAUAAGAGUGAAUUCGAUUUAACUUUAUGGCGUUGUGAUUAAAAGAGUUAUUGAAGACUGAUGCCUAUUUCGAUCGUUUAAAUGGCGUUAUGAAUAUCACUAGUUUUUGUUGUAGUGGAAAACGAGUGAUCACUGUUCGAGCUCGUAACUGCAUAUAUAACCAGUUAUGGUUAAUAACGCCCAUCGCUAAAUUGAAAUAUUGCGAGGAUUGUGAGCGUGCGAUUAUAACCUCAUGUUAUUAUUUACGAAGAAAAUUUUGUGUUAGUGGAAUGUUGUAACAAGAUUAAAUAUUUGCAAAAAUGCAGGUGUCUGAAGUAGAUAACGUUAAAAUUUAUAACCUUAGUGCGGGAAAAUCUUUACCUGAUUGGUUAUCAGAACGGAAAAAACGGGCAAUAUUAAAGAAAAAUGUUGAUUUACGAAGAAGAAUUGAACUCGUCCAGGAGUUUGACAUGCCAGGCGUCAGUACUAGCCUACGCGUGUCUAAGGAUGGGCAGUACAUCAUGGCUACAGGAAUUUACAAACCUAGGGUCAAAUGUUUCGAUGUUAACAACUUAUCUCUGAAGUUUGAAAGAUGCUUAGAUUCUGAAGUUGUUACAUUUGAAAUAUUGAGUGAUGAUUAUACAAAGAUGGUAUUUUUACAAUGUGAUCGUUAUGUAGAAUUCCACGUUGGUCACGGAAGACAUUACCGUUUGAGGGUGCCUCGGUUCGGAAGAGAUAUAGCAUAUCACAAGCCAUCAUGUGAUCUUUUUGUUGUUGGAGCUUCAUCAGAAGUUUACAGAUUAAAUUUAGAACUGGGUCAGUUUUUAGCACCUUAUGUGACGAAAGCUUCUGAAAUAAAUUGCUGCAGCGUGAGUGAAGACCACGGGCUACUAAUACUAGGCACAGAGGGUGGACAUGUGGAGGCUUGGGACCCUAGAACUAAAUCCAGACAGGGCAUUCUGGACUGUGCCCUGCAUUGCACAGAGUCUGAAUACAAAAAUGAUAGUCUUCCUGCAAUAACCACCCUAAAGUUCGAUGGGCCUCUUAGAAUGGGGGUUGGCACAUCUACAGGACACAUCCUACUGUAUGAUAUUAGAUCAAGUAAGCCAUUGUUAGUCAAAGAUCACAUGAAUGAGGUCCCAAUCAGGAAGUUAGAGUUCCAUAAACAAAUGGACUAUGUUUACUCCAUGGAUGCCAGUGUAGUCAAGAUAUGGAAUAAAAAUACUGGAAAGCAAUACACCAGUAUAGAGUCAUCAGUGGAUUUCAAUGACUUGUGUGUCAUUCCAAAUACGGGAUUGACUAUGAUGGCUGUUGAAGACCAGAAGAUGCAAAUAUAUUACAUUCCAUCAUUGGGUCCUGCUCCGAGAUGGUGCGCGUUCUUAGACAACCUUACUGAAGAAUUGGAGAGUUCAGCUUCUAUGACAGUAUAUGAUGACUACAAGUUUAUAACGAAACAAGAACUGGAGUCGCUUGGUUUGGAUCACUUACUGGGUACAAACCUGUUACGAGCAUAUAUGCAUGGAUACUUCGUAGACGUACGGUUGUAUAAGCGCGCCAAAUCCAUAGCGGAUCCAUUUGCUUUCGAUGAGUAUAAGAAGCGGAAAAUACGAGAAAAGAUUGAACUGGAAAGACCUUCGAGACUUAGAGUGGAUGAUAAUUUGCCUAAAGUCAAUCGCGACCUUGCUUCCAAGCUCAUGGAUGAUGGAGGCAAGAAGAAGAAGGAAUCUGCUAAUCUUCUCAAAGAUGAUCGGUUUAAGGCUCUAUUUGAAAACCCUGACUUUGAAGUGGACAAAUCAGCUGAAGAAUACCGCCUACUCAAUCCGGUUCUAUCCAGGCUGGAUAAAAGCAAAAUCAAAGCUCGGAAAGAAGCAGAACCAGAAACCAUGGAGAUUGAAGAAGCGGAAGAAAAGGAUUCUGAUGCGGAGCUGUAUGCCUCGAGUGUAGAUGAGAGCUCGGACGAAGACCGUUCCUGGGUGAAAGAAGUCAAGAAACAACAUAAGAUGAUCCGACACAAGAAGCAAGACGUGGAAGAACAGGAAUCAGAUAACCAUGAACAAGUUUACGAAUUCAGUAAAGCGCCAAAAUCAAACAAUAUCAAGAGCAUAACGAAAGUAAGCAAGGCCAGUUUAGGGGAUCGUUUGCAAAAAGAAGGAUUCAGUACUACGGUAACUGGUACAGGAGGCAAUAGGGAAAUGAAAUUCUAUAUGAAAGGGAAGAAGUCGGAAUCAGACAGUCGCAAGAAGAUGCAAAAACAUUACCAAGAGAGGAAACAGAUCGUUAGAAGAACAGGAUUUUUGUCCAAGAAGAGACUUCCUAAGAUGUAGCCUAGUUUAAUUUAUAAUUUAAAAAUAUUUUUAUUCGUGAAAUAAGAACAUAGUGUACAUGUAUAAGCUUUCGUUUAAAAAAUACAUGCAGACGAAAAAAACA
Messenger RNA from Pectinophora gossypiella (pink bollworm), 2492 nucleotides. RefSeq names its product nucleolar protein 10 (gene l(2)34Fd). Gene Ontology annotation, cellular component: 90S preribosome; nucleolus; small-subunit processome. Gene Ontology annotation, biological process: maturation of SSU-rRNA from tricistronic rRNA transcript (SSU-rRNA, 5.8S rRNA, LSU-rRNA). The record is from RefSeq and is a predicted model, not a curated record. Gene Ontology annotation, molecular function: protein binding. The coding region runs from base 386 to 2389 and encodes 667 amino acids. Lineage: Eukaryota; Metazoa; Arthropoda; Insecta; Lepidoptera; Gelechiidae. The transcript has 10 exons.